AUGUCCAGCAGCCCCUCCGUAACCCGGCGCCCCUUCUUCGAGAAAUCAAACACCGAACUCACCUCCUCCCUGCGCUCCAACUUCUCCGCCCACCAACCCUCGCAACCCGCCUCCACAACCCCCCCAUACAAAUCCUGGACCACACAAACCCCCUCCGCCCUCUACAUACCCUCGCACACGCCCUCCCCCCUCUCCGAACCGCGCGACUCCUACGACAUCACAGUCAAGCUCUUCUACCUCCCCAACAUCCCCGCCGACAGGCGCUGCGCACAAACACGAGAAGCCAUCGAGCUCGUCCUGAAAGAACUGGGCAGCACGAGCAUCGACCUGCUGAUUGUGAGCUUCCCGGGGAUAUCCUUUGACGCGGACGACUCGGACUCGGACGACGAUGAUGACGAGCCGUCCCCCCCGCAGUCGAGCGAUGGCGAGGAAGUACCCCCCGAAGACAUCGAGACCAUGAUCACCACAUGGCGCUCCCUCGAAGCCCUGCAAGCCGAAGGCCUAGUGCAGAAACUAGGCAUCGCCGAGUUCGGCGUCGCGAGACUGGGCAAAUUCCUCGAACACACGCGCAUAAAACCGAGUGUUAACCAGAUUAAUGUGCGCGAUUGCUGCGUUGUGCCUAAGCCGCUUAUUCUGUAUGCGAAACAGCAGCAGAUCGAGCUGCUUACGCAUAAUGACUGUACGAAUAUCCUGCCGCGGGGGACGCUGAGGCAGAUUCUGGGGGAGGGGGAGGGGGGCUCGGGGGUGCUGGCGGGUGAGGCGAAUGUAGAGGGGUUGAGGGGCGAUGUGGUGCCGUUGUGGGUUGUUAAGUAUACGGCUGUGGUGAAGGAUCGGGGUGUGGUGGAGAAUAAGGGGUAUUUUGCUGUUGCGGAAUUGAGAGAGUAG
Dothidotthia symphoricarpi CBS 119687 is the source of this 885-nucleotide messenger RNA. RefSeq lists its product as uncharacterized. The record is from RefSeq and is a predicted model, not a curated record. NCBI's taxonomy places the organism in Eukaryota, Fungi, Ascomycota, Dothideomycetes, Pleosporales, Dothidotthiaceae. Gene Ontology annotation, molecular function: glutamate-cysteine ligase catalytic subunit binding; enzyme regulator activity. Gene Ontology annotation, biological process: glutathione biosynthetic process. Bases 1 to 885 code for a protein of 294 amino acids. The transcript has a single exon. Gene Ontology annotation, cellular component: glutamate-cysteine ligase complex.